Opisthorchis viverrini is the source of this 2391-nucleotide messenger RNA. RefSeq lists its product as hypothetical. The record is from RefSeq and is a predicted model, not a curated record. Lineage: Eukaryota; Metazoa; Platyhelminthes; Trematoda; Opisthorchiida; Opisthorchiidae. Gene Ontology annotation, cellular component: membrane. The transcript is spliced from 14 exons. The coding region runs from base 1 to 2391 and encodes 796 amino acids.
AUGUGGAAAACGGUGUUGAAUAACUCUGAGCCAAUAUCAGAUGGGCUACCCCAUGUCCAAGACUUUGAGAAGUUCAGCGAUGGAGAGACAAUUCCAUGUAGUAGACCUAUCAACAGCGAGUUUAAAGCAUCCAAAGAGCCCUACUAUGAGGUUGCUACUGACAAGGAGUCCGAAUCAACGGUUGAUGACAUUCAACUUCGCGUAAUGGAGGACGAAAGGACGAUGUUUCAGUCGGCAAUCGGAACGGUCAUCUCUUGUCUUGGCAGCGCGGUAGGAACUGGAAAUAUAUGGCGAUUCCCUCGGAUUCUGGCUACACAAAGUUACUACAGAGGUACGUCUUUAGUCAUCUUAUGUAAGCAUUUAAUUAGUAUUUACAUUGUUCCAUCGUAUUCCAAGGUGUACAAAAGCAGUACAAUGAGGGGAUCAGAGUUUCAUGUUCCUGUCAAAGGAGACUUUUCCUCGAAGUUUGCACGUUCCCUUACGUUCUACAUCGCGUGGGCAAUACUCCUCUUCUUUUGGUCUAUACCUGUCAUUUUGGUCGAGUAUGCCAUCGGUCGCUUUACGAAAAAUUCACCAAUCGUAUCCUACCGGAAGUUCAUGGGAAAUUACUUUGUCUGGCUUGGUGGGUGGAUCGUAGUGACUGCAUUUUUUAUCAGCGCCUACUAUUCCGUGAUCAUCGGUUGGUGCUUAUAUUAUCUGUACGUUUCAAUCGCCUUCAAAGAACUACCGACCACAGAAAAGGCAGGGAUGGAAAUCUUUGACAAUUUUUCACGGGCUCCUCAAUGGCCUGUUAUUUGCCAAGUAAUAGCAGUCGUGAUCGCAGGCAUCUUCCUCUUUGGGGGGAUAAAAUGGAUCGAAAAAGCAAACCUUCUCCUGGUCCCGCUCUUAUUGGCAAUAUUGAUAUUCACCUUCGGCUGGUCACUAACUCGCCCAUAUGCCGAAGUCGGGAUAAAAUUUCUCUUCACACCGACUUGGGCACUAGUUGUAUUUUUUCCCUGUAUUAACAUCGUAACUCGCAUGUACUCACAGUUUAAAACACUUAAUUUGUGUUAUCUGUGUAGAAAGCAAGCAUGUGCCCUUCGCUUGUUUGUUACAGAAAGCUUUGCUGACCCGGGCUUAUGGAUAGCAGCGGCGAGUCAAAAUGCCUUCGACACGGGUGCUGGCCUCUCUGUGCUCUUCACCUACGCCACUUAUAUGAGCCGCUCCGCAGGCAUAACCAAAUACAGUGUAUUUAUUCCAAUGAUGAACAAUCUUGUAAGACGUGAAAAUUCAGAUGCGUCCAACGUGCGUUGGUGGUGUAGUGCUAACACGCUCGCCUCAAAUGUCCGGAGCCGAAUUCCACUGGGCAUCUUAAAGAAGCAAUGCCUCCAAUGUAGAACUUCGUUUCGCUUACUGGCGCAUGUAUUCUUCUGUUUGUUACUUCGCAGCUUAUACGCAUCAAUAACCAUAUUCUCCACGGUGUUUUCAACUCUCAUCGAUGAAGAUGGUGCAAUGACACGUUCGGCCAUUCUGCAAAUUAUGCAGCAGUCAGGGCCAGGAAGUACCGGUCUCACUUUCACAUGGAUUCCUGUGUUGUUCUCCAAGGUUGGCAUACUUGGACGCGUUCUGUGCGCACUCUUUUUCUUAUGCCUCACAUUCGCUGGUAUCAGUUCUCUUCUGGCAAACAUCCAAGUGUAUGUGUUGACUGCGAAGGAGAUUGGAGUGGUUUUAUUGGCAUAUUUCUCGGUCUGUUGCACCGGUGUUUUAAAUGAACUGUUUAAGCUCAUAACGUUGCAACUGCAUCGUAUUUCAGUGCCACAUCGGAUAGCGGUCGCUGGAAGCCUGCUUGCCUGCGUGAUUGUUGGCCUACCAUCGGCUAUCAAGCUGGAGAUUUUGGAAAACCAGUCACUCUUAUUUUGUGUUUUACCACUCUUCAUCUGCGGUAAACAGGACAACACCUGGGGUUAUGCACUCAUCGUGUCCGGUAUGGUCCUGACCGGUCUGGUUAUCGUUUACAAUCCUGUCCGAUUUCGCCGAAUCAUCAUUAAUAACUUCGGCACAAAUGACUGGCCAGUACCUAUCAUUUGGAUUGGAAUUAUCUCCGUGGUCGUGCCCGUCAUCUUUGUGUUCUUAAUCGUCUGGUGGAUUUACGAUUAUAUUAGGGAAGCGGAACGCUGGUACGAUGUGACGUGGACUUCGGUAACAUUGACGCUUAUUGAGUGGUUGGUCGUGCUUGUUGUUAUCCUGAUAAUAAAUUUCGUGGUCGUUCGAAUCAAACGGGACUUAUAUGUUGAAACUCGAAAAUAUGGAUCCGAUCCCCACAAUCCGGAAACCUACGAAAAAGAUUCAAUUCUGACAAUUAAAACGGUUCGUGUUCCCAAAAAAAGUGUGGAUUCGGUCCGAACAGUCUAG